This is a messenger RNA of Haemonchus placei, 3480 nucleotides long. The record is from the annotation of a GenBank genome assembly. NCBI's taxonomy places the organism in Eukaryota, Metazoa, Nematoda, Chromadorea, Rhabditida, Trichostrongylidae.
CUUCUUGAUGCGAAUUCAACGAAUGACAAUGAGAUUCUAAUAAGUUAUCUUGCCGCUGUAUCGCGACUAGAUGAACAACCAGAGGAGUUUAUGAAAGCCAUUAGUAUAGCUCGGACUCGAGCGUCCGAUUCUUCAUCAUCGUCAUCGCCGUUUCAUGAUGAGCGUUUCAAACAGAUCUAUACCAUGUUCAAUUGUUUUAGUACAGAUUUUGAUGGUUCAAUGAUCUCUGGUGCUUUACAUGUGGCUGUCAAUGAAAUCAAUGCUAACCCAAAUCUUUUACCCAAUCAUCGUCUAAAUUAUAUUUUUGACAACACGUGUGGUAAAGAACGACAAAGCACACAAUAUUUUAUGGAUCAUUGGAAGAUGGGGGCACGUGUGUUCAUUGGUCCGGAAAUGAACUGUCGAACAGAAGCGACAAUGGCAGCGGCGCAAAAUUUACCUAUUAUAAGUUACAAAUGCAAGGACCAAACUGUUUCUGAUAAGAAAAAAUAUAACACUUUCGCUCGCACAGUUCCAGCCGAAACUGACAUCGUAAAGGCUUUUAUCGCGCUAUGUCGAGAGCAUAACUGGAAGAAGUUCACAAUUAUCUAUGAGGAACAUCCAGCGCAUGAAGAAUUGUAUCAAGCACUUCGGCAAGCAAUUGACGUCGAAAAUGCGCGUAUGGAAUUGGAUGAAAUACGGUAUUCUGUGCAGAACGUGUCAAAAGUGAUCCGCUUUAGCGAGGUGCAAUCGGAGAAGCUCAUCGAUAGUGUUGUGGAACAGACAAAGGACAUUACGAGAUUAUACGUCACAUUUGGUAAUGUGCGAUUGUUUCGAAAAAUUCUCAUGUCAAUGGGCAAGCUGGGUCUUACGGACUCGCAGCAAUAUCUUCUGAUCUACCUCGAUGCCGACUACAAUUGGCUCAAUGUCUACCAUGCGAUGAAUAAUCACUUUUUCCGCAAUACGAUGAUUGAUCUACAAUCUUCGUGGGAUGUCACCAACUCGUCGGAUCAUCGAAUCAUUGGUUAUUCACGUGCUGCGUUGGCAAUAAUCCCAACUCCAGUAGAGCUUAACUCAGAGAGGUUCAAAACAUUUUGGGAGCAAGCAGUGAAAGACCUUGCCAAUUUUGGUAUCACGAAGCAUGAGCACACGUGGUCGAUCAAGGUGAACCGAUUUGCAUGCUAUCUGUACGAUGCGGUGUACCUGUAUGCACGGGCACUACACGAAUUAAUAGAAGAGACGACAGAAAGGCAGGCUCACGGCUACGAUCCGACGAGAGAUGGAGCAGCAAUUAUAAAGAAAGUGUUGAAUCGGAAGUAUUCGAGCAUGCAAGGAUUUGACAUGAGAAUCAAUGAACAUGGAGACGCCAAAGGGAAUUACACUCUAUUAUCGUGGCAAGCGGUGGAGCCAGUAAAAACGAAAGGGGAUGGCAAUUACUACCCCCUUGACCACGCGCUUGACAUUACCGCUAUGUUCGUCGACGGAGGUGAAGGGCAGAAUAAUAUGCCAAAGCUGGUGUUCCACAAGCCAAUCAUGUGGAUUGAUGGACCGACAAGAGAUCAGCCUGAUUGUGGCUUCCAUGGAGAGCUUUGCCGGGAUUAUGGAGGUUACAUAUCAUUCAUUUCGUUUGUUCUCUUUUUCAUCGUUUUGAUUGGUGGAGCGAUCUCGGCAGGAUUUGUCUACAGAAGUCGCAAAUUUGAGAAGGAGUUGGCGAUGAUAUGGAAGAUUGAAGUUCGGGAAGUACAACGACUAAUGCAGGGCAAUGCAUCGACAACAUCACUUUUCCCUGACGGAAAUGAUAUGGGUGACCACACAUGGUACACGGGUCAAGACGCCGAGAAGAAAGGCUCAGGACUUCGAGGUGUAGCUUACUACAAAGGGACCCUUGUUGCGCUGAAAGAAUUGACAUUCUCGCGGAAACCUCGUGAGCUUACAAGGCAGUCGAAGAUCGAAAUGCGGGUCAUGCGCCAGCUGACACAUCCAAACAUCAACAGUUUCAUGGGAAUAAUUGUGUGUCCAUAUUCGAUUUGCAUAGUUCGUGAGUUCUGUGCGAAGGGCUCAUUAAUGGACAUACUGCAAAAUCGCGAAUUCAAGCUGGAUCAUUUGUACAUAGCGUCUUUCGUUGAGGAUCUCAUAAAUGGCAUGGUUUACCUUCACGACUCCGAACUGAAAGUUCACGGAAAUCUGAAAUCAACUAAUUGCUUGAUCACAUCAAGAUGGGCACUACAAGUUGCCGAUUUCGGACAUCAUGAAAUUCGUGAAGGCCGACAGUGGGAGAGCGAAGAGAGUCGGUGGAUGAGUUAUCUUUGGUGCGCUCCAGAGUUGUUGCGGGAGAGCGAAUUGAAGCACUCCGUUAAAGGAACCCAAAAGGGCGACGUCUAUGCGUUUGGAAUCAUUCUGCAUGAAAUUCUAACAAGGCAAGGACCAUUCCAGAUAUUCGCUAAAAGCGAUGCUCAAGUACCUGAGAUUGUCGCUCGUGUAGCUGGAGGAACCUGCAGUCGACCAAAUCUGUCUUGUAUCGAAGGCCAGGACUACGUUACCGAAACAAUGCGUCUGUGUUGGUCAGAAUAUCCGGAGAACCGUCCAGACUUCAAGAAUGGUGUUCGGCACAGAUUGAAGCCAAUGUUUGCUGGAAUCUACAAACGGAAUAUUAUGGACCAUAUGAUGGUGAUGAUGGAGAAGUAUCAAAAUCAGCUGGAAGAUUUGGUUGACGAACGUACCGCUGAGUUGCGUGAAGAACAAAAACGUAGUCAACACUUAUUGCAACGAAUGUUACCGAGGAGUGUUGCGCAGCAGCUACUGGAUGGACAGGAUGUUGUGCCAGAGUCUUUCCCAUCAGUGACCAUUUAUUUCUCAGACAUUGUUGGUUUCACGCGUAUUUCUGGGGAAUCUACCCCGAUGCAGGUUGUGGCGUUUUUGAACAAGUUAUAUACGAAGUUUGAUAGGAUUAUUCAGAAGUAUGAUGUCUACAAGGUAGAGACGAUAGGAGAUGCCUACAUGGUCGUGUCGGGUGUGCCUAACUUCAAAGAAACGCAGUUCCAUGCAAAGGAAAUAGCACUCAUGGCUUUGCGAUUAUUGCGUGCCGUGCGAAACUUCAAGAUUCCUCAUCGUCCAAGUGAACAACUAAUGCUGCGUAUUGGUAUUCAUACGGGAAGUUGUGUAGCCGGAGUAGUAGGAAAGACUAUGCCGAGAUACUGCUUGUUCGGUGACACGGUUAAUACAGCAAGUCGGAUGGAGAGCAAUGGAGAACCGCUUAAAAUUCACUGCUCUCAACCGACGCGAGAUGUUCUAUCAGCGAUUCCGGGUUUCAUCCUGGAAGAGCGAGGAACCCUGACAAUCAAGGGCAAGGGACCAAUGACCACGUACUGGUUACUAGAUGCGGAAGGUUACGAGUUUUCCGAUGACGAGGAAUCACGCGAAGAAGAGCCGAGCCUUGCACCGGAAAUAUUCCCGCGUAAUUCCACCUUCAGGACUAUGAGAGGGUCCGGAUUCGGUAAGUGA